Molecule: messenger RNA, 630 nt
Organism: Chenopodium quinoa (quinoa)
Lineage: Eukaryota; Viridiplantae; Streptophyta; Magnoliopsida; Caryophyllales; Amaranthaceae
Product: protein preY, mitochondrial-like
Exons: 3
Coding region: 68-322 (84 amino acids)
Source: RefSeq, a predicted model, not a curated record
AUAUAGCUUUUUCAUAUAAAUAUUUUGGAACAGAGCAAAACAGAGGAGAGAGAAAAAGAGAAAUAAAAUGGUAAAAGUGAGCAAAUUUGUGAUGAAAAAUGUGGGAGAAGGAAUCAGUAAAACUCUCUCUGAAAUUCUGGUUUGCCCUUUAACCAAACAGUCCUUAAGAUUUUGUGAGAAGACAGGAUCAUUAAUCAGUGAUGAAAUUGGGGUUUCUUUUCCGAUAGUUGAUGGGAUACCUUGGUUGGUUCCAAAGGACGGGAAGAUCCUUGAAGAAGAAGGAUUGUCCCAUACAGAUGGCCACAAGGAAAUGAGAGAUUGAGAUUGAUCUACACUAUUCUAUUCCAGAGUCAAGCAUUUUGCAUGUAUGUUAUAUUUCUGUGUGGCGGGAGGUGGGACUUCUCUGUGAACCUGCCUAGAAUAGCUAUAUACUCCGUUGGUACGAGCCACAUAUAACAUUAGUUCCAUUUCUAGGAUUGGUGAACUAUAAUUUUUUUGUUCCGUAUGAUUCAUACAGUUAAUGUCCAGGAUUGUCAAGUUCUUUAAUCCAUCUCCAAUUGUAUAUCUAUCUCAUGAGAAUUCAGCAUUAUAUACAAAUUGGUGCAGACCACGGAUGCUGUGCAUUAUAUA